UAAAACAGAUCAGACGUGCUCUUGGGUGUGAUGAGGCGCUGAAGAGGAGAAAUCGGCACCGUUUCCAUACGCAGAGCGCGUUGUAACACCGUUUCACCGGAGCGCAGCAGCACAACCCUGAAGUUUGAGGUGGGCUUUUAUUAUGCGAAGCGGCGUUGCGACGUGUCAGAGAUGAAGGAAAAGUCCAAGAAUGCGGCAAAAACGAGACGAGAAAAAGAAAAUGGAGAGUUUUACGAGCUUGCCAAGCUCCUGCCUUUGCCCUCGGCCAUCACCUCGCAACUGGAUAAGGCCUCCAUCAUCAGGCUGACCUCCAGCUACCUGAAGAUGAGGGCCGUGUUUCCCGACGGUGUGGGGGAGGCAUGGGACGAGGUAACGCGCUGUAGUCCGCUUGACUCUGUGGCGAAAGAGCUCGGAGCGCACCUGCUGCAGACUCUGGAUGGCUUUGUCUUUGUAGUCGCCUCUGAUGGCAAAAUCAUGUAUAUCUCUGAGACGGCCUCAGUUCACCUUGGCUUAUCACAGGUUGAGUUGACAGGUAACAGCAUAUUCGAAUACAUCCACCCGUCUGACCAUGACGAGAUGACUGCAGUGCUGAGCGCUCACCAGCCACUUCACCCGCACCUUCUACCAGAGUACGAGAUGGAACGAUCCUUCUUCCUCAGGAUGAAGUGUGUAUUAGCCAAGCGGAACGCAGGGCUGACGUGCGGUGGUUACAAGGUGAUUCACUGCAGUGGUUAUCUAAAGAUCCGGCAGUAUGUGAUGGAGGUGUGUCUCUACGAGUCCUGCUAUCAGAUUGUGGGUCUGGUGGCAGUGGGUCACUCGCUGCCUCCCAGCGGCAUCACCGAGAUCAAACUCCACAGCAACAUGUUCAUGUUCCGCGCCAGCCUAGACCUCAAGCUCAUCUUCCUCGACAGCAGAGUGGCUGAGUUGACCGGUUAUGAGCCGCAGGACCUGAUAGAGAAAACCCUUUACCAUCACGUCCACGGCUGUGACGUGUUCCACCUGAGAUACGCACACCACUUACUACUGGUGAAAGGGCAGGUCACCACAAAGUAUUACCGCAUGUUGUCCAAGCAUGGCGGCUGGGUCUGGGUCCAAAGUUACGCCACCAUCGUGCACAACAGCCGCUCAUCUCGGCCGCACUGCAUCGUUAGUGUCAACUACGUUCUCACCGAUAUUGAGUAUAAGGACUUGCAAUUGUCUCAGGAGCAGCUCAAGGCCAGACCAGUCCUGUCCUAUAAGAGCUCUCAUUCUCCACCACAGGACUUGCGCAAACAGUUCAAAACCAAAACAGCCAGAGUCAAAACCAAACCCAAAACGUCCCCAUACCCACAGCUCUCCAUGUCCUCUGAUAAGUUGGAAUCCCCUCCAGGAGGUAGCUGGAAGUCAAGUCCUCCGUGCAGCCUUUCAGCCAGCCAGGAAAAGAGUCCUGUCUCACUUUCCAACCCUGAGCCGGGCGAGAUGCUGCCCUAUAGUCUGCCGCUGCGGUACUCGUGCGCACAAGCUCACACACGCCUCCGUGAGGACUGCAGAAAGCUGCGGCCAGUGACCAGUUCCCCAGAGCAGGAUGAGUGUCAGCUCCUGUCAGGUCCAGUGGUCCACAGAGAAGAACACUGGAGCAACACAGGCUCCCCCAAACACCCUAUAAAUCCACACACACUCAGCACUAAAUCUUCUCUGCACAACGGCAGCCCAACCACCUCAUCGUAUGGCAACAGUUACGCAGAUUGUGCUACAGUGUCCAGGAGGUUUCCCGGGGAGUCUCUCCAUGAAAACUUCAGCAGCUGCUCGUCUUCCUCCAGACCUAGCAGCCGCUUCAAAGAGGAGCCAUAUGAACAUCUCUCCAUCAGCCAUAGCAGGCCACAGAGCCAUCUUCACAAUCCUAUACAGGGAAGUACUGAGGCUAGGAAACUCAGUAAAGACCCCACAGGGAGGACCGAGAUGGCAGUGCCAUGCCGGCUGUUGAGUAAGAGCACCUAUGAUCAGCCACGUGUGUGCCAGGGACUCCAGAACCUUAGUCAGAACUUUCCCAUGCAGAUGAUGCUGGAACAGAAACAUAGGUUGCACAUGACUGAGACAUCAUACAACCCCCAAGGGCAGCAGCAAACGGCUCGUGGGCACUGCGAUGCCACCAGGGGUGAGGAGAGGACAGUACUGAAGGGACAAGCUCCAUACGUCUCGCUGAACCUUCACCACGUUCUGGCUAAGCACAGCUCCUUCCCAGCUGUGCCGUAUUCACUUGGGCACCUGACGGACAGCUACAACUACCGGGGGGAGGAACUCAACCCCUAUUUGUACAGGGGCCAGAGCCCUGCCUCCCGCCCUUCCCCUGAGACCCACAGCCAAAUUCCGCACUACAUCGGCACCUCGGUCAUCAUCAGCAACGAGAGGUGACAUGCUCAGGGUCAGUUGUCAGGGGUCAGAUACCAAGGACGCUAAAACUCUUGUGCCAGUAGGCUGCAAGUGAACAGUGAUUCAGACACAGCUGCACUCAUGCAAGCCAGUGCUAGACUCUGCAUGGAGCAACACAUUACUUCAGGUACUGAAUAUAUUCUAUUUUUGCAAACCGCAUAGCCGAUAGUGAGACGACAAAGCUGGUGAUAUUUGUGAAAAUGCUUAGAACUGGUAUAAUCAUCUAUGAUUUUUAUUUGAAUGGCGUCCUAGUUGCUGAAAAAGCAAGCAACUAAAUAUGCAAGAGCAUAUCGCUCAAUGUGAACUGAAAACUUACCUAACUGUAGGUUCGAUUUGACCUAAAUAGUAUAAAAAUCCUGAUAUUAUAUUUAAAAUCAAUGUCAAGAUGCACAGACUGUUAACCCCCACCUUAACAACCUUUCAAGAAUUAUGAUUUUUUUAAAAAAGUUUACACACAGCAUGAUGGGUAUGAUAUGUGAACAGUGAAAACAAAAUGUACUGAUAUUAAGAAUUUAAAUGUUUUUGCCAUGUGAUUUAUUUUUAAGUUGAAACAAACCAAAAGAACAUAAUAUCUUUUUUUUUAAAAUAUGCUCACUGGCUCAUGGACAGAAGAUAUUAGCAAUUUCCCAGCU
This is a messenger RNA of Ictalurus furcatus (blue catfish), 3041 nucleotides long. It is a transcript of the gene sim2, whose product is annotated as SIM bHLH transcription factor 2. The transcript is spliced from 11 exons. Gene Ontology annotation, biological process: regulation of transcription by RNA polymerase II. NCBI's taxonomy places the organism in Eukaryota, Metazoa, Chordata, Actinopteri, Siluriformes, Ictaluridae. The coding region runs from base 172 to 2391 and encodes 739 amino acids. The record is from RefSeq and is a predicted model, not a curated record. Gene Ontology annotation, molecular function: protein dimerization activity; RNA polymerase II transcription regulatory region sequence-specific DNA binding; DNA-binding transcription factor activity, RNA polymerase II-specific.